Molecule: messenger RNA, 1122 nt
Organism: Penicillium canariense
Lineage: Eukaryota; Fungi; Ascomycota; Eurotiomycetes; Eurotiales; Aspergillaceae
Exons: 1
Coding region: 1-1122 (373 amino acids)
Source: RefSeq, a predicted model, not a curated record
AUGGAUAACUGGGAGGUGGACACUUUUUCGGUGGAACUCACUGACCAAGCAUCAAGGAGCGACCGGCUUUAUGCAAAUGGUCGAAUGCAAGUGCCUGUCUAUGCCAAGAUUGCUGCUUCCCUGAAAAAUGGUGGCGCCACUUACCGUUUAACGGACAAGGAGCUCUCUCAAAUCUACCUCGUUUACUAUCAUGACACCAGUUCCCGGCUUCAUGGGGGUUGGGUCUCUUCGACGACCCCGGGUGAAUACGCCGGCACACUAUCGGACACGAUUGCUACUAAUACUACUGCCGGAUCCAACCCACGAGAGUCUCAGGCAGGCGAUGACAGCCCACAGUACAAGAAAUUCUGGGUUUCCACUACCCGUAUCGAAGCCCAGGCGAUUGCGGCCGCUUUCAAGAUGCCCAUGAGUCACAAGGUAGUUACUACCAAUGAUGGCCAUAAAGAUUCAUAUGUCACCUUAACUGGGAUAGAGCCCAUCAUCUACACCAGGGCCAACACGAGUCUGAUAUCUGAUCCAGAGCCACCCAAUACAGGGCAUCUCAAUGGCAGUUGCAAUGGCUACGGCAGUUUCGGAGUGGAUUGGUCUCAGACCAACUAUUACUUCACAACCAACAAUCAUUAUUUACACAAGGCUGAGCUCCAUUGGUAUGAACGCACCGGCCAUGACAAUGGUAAUCGUGAUCAAGAUGCCGACACGCGCUUGAUCGGUUCCUACAAGAAAUCCUGCACGAACAAUGGCAACACCUUGCAUCUAUACUACAUAUGGGAAACCAGCAAGGAGACCACAAAGACAGUUGGGGAGAAUGUCAAUCAAUACUUUUGGAAAAUCCCUGCGUAUACGAACAUUACGAUAAAUCAAACGGCAAACGCCCUCUGCCUGACUCAUAUUCAGUUUGCUGCUAAAAUUCCCCAUUACCAGUGGGUUUUUGAACCAGAGUGGCACUUCAAUACCUGGUUCGUGGUGUAUGACCUUUAUGGAAAUAGAGGUGUCUUUGAAGCAACAAACAAUGACAAAACCGGCGAGGUCGUUAUUGGCAAUUCAAACCGAUCUCUCGGAAAUGCCAUCACAGAACAGCCCACCGUCAGCUAUCCGGACCGCCACUCAAGUGGUAGCACAUAA